Messenger RNA from Acanthosepion pharaonis, 897 nucleotides. Lineage: Eukaryota; Metazoa; Mollusca; Cephalopoda; Sepiida; Sepiidae. The record is from the annotation of a GenBank genome assembly.
AUGUUCCAUAAAGACGAUUCAAAAGCUAUUCUUACUUUCAAACAGCAUUCUGUGCUUCCCGACACUGUACUCUGUCCGAACUGUGGAGCAGUUUGCAACUUUGCGCCAUCUAGCAAUAUUUUCUUUUGUCGAAGAAUAUGUAGAGACUCCAAAUCAAGAAAAAUAAAAUGCUCUUUCUCUGUAUCAAUUAAUAAAAAUACCUGGCUCGAUCGUUCGCACAUAACACCUUCACAAAACAUUCUUUUCUGUUCCCUUUUUCUUCAAAAUUUUAUCACUCAGCGCCAAAUCGUCAAAUGGUUGAAGAUCGGGCACGAGGCAGCUGUAAAUUGGAAGCAUUACUGCUAUGAAGUCUGUGAAUUUUGGUUGGCAGAACAGGAGCAAAUAGGAAUUGGCGGUCACGGAAAAGUGGUUGAAAUUGGUGAAAAUAUAUUCGGUAGUAGUAAGAUUAAACAAAACCGCGAAGGGCAAGAAUUCGAAGGCCAGUGGGUAUUUGGUUGCUUCGAAAGGGACUCAAAGAAACUUUUUCUUUUCCCUGUUGAAAACCGCGAUGCCGGAACGUUAAUUCCAAUCGUUAAGAAACAUAUUUUACCUGAUACCAUAAUUCAUAGUAAUUGUUGGAAGGCAUACAGUACUUUAUCUAACGAAGGCUUUACUCACUACACCGUUAACCAGUCUGAAGAAAAGGAGUUUCUCAACAAAAGUGAUGUCCACACGCGAAAUAUAGAAGCUUGUUGGCGGGAUGUGAAGGCAUGGAUCCUUCGGUCUGGAAACAAAAGAGAAUUAAGCCACAAAUAUAUUUCCAAAUAUCUGUUUUGUAAGGCUUUUCACGAAGAAGAAAGACUUCAUUAUUUUCUUGAAACGGCCGCUAAGUUGUAUAGGCAUCCACAUACUGUUUAG